CUAUUACUCUGCAGGCGCGUGAAGGAGAAGGAAACUCGCUCGGACCGUACAGGUCUUUGGGUCUCAGCUCAAGCCUUGGCUAGAGAGGGCGAAAAUCUCUUUGACUGGAACCUUACUGCAGGUUUGAAGGCUCGGUCCAUCCAUCACCGUGCAGGGAAUAAAGCAGAAGACACGAGAAGAAAAAGGAAUUCACUGUAUAUUUCUGAGAGUCACCACCAGAAUCACAGAACCUAGGAGAGGCUGAAGAUUACUGACCUGCACCAUAGUUCACGCAACUGCUGUGAACUCGCUUCAAUCCGGUGAAGAAAGGCCCUCUCCUGUCUGGUCAAAAGGCUCACACCCAUUCAAGUAUGGGUCGGGCCCGGGAAAUGGGUUGGAUGGCAGCGGGACUGAUGAUAGGGGCUGGCGCCUGCUACUGCAUGUACAAACUGACCAUAGGAAGAGGCAAGGGAAAUGAACUGGAGAACGAGGAGGAAGAUGAUUGCAACAACGAACAGGAUAUGGAUGAAGAGGAGGCAAAUAUUUGGUUUGAUUUCACAACAAUGGCUCGGCCCUGGAGUAAGGAUGGGGACUGGGAUGAACCUGGGGCCCCAGGUGGGACUGAGGACAGACAUUCAGGUGGGGGGAAGGCAAACAGAGCACACCCAAUAAAACAGCGACCAUUCCCUUAUGAACAUAAAAACACGUGGGGUGCUCAAACCUUUAAAUCCUUCAGUUGUGCUCUGGAUCUGACCAAGUGUGCUUUCAUUCAAGGAAGAAAGAUGUUCACCAAGCCCACAAAUGCUGGCUUUCCCCUUAGCCAUAAUGUCAGUAGGCACUGGGCCAGCCUCUCAGUGGUUGCAAACAGGAUCCCCACCCCACAGACCACUGUGAAGGAAAAGGCUUUGUGUGUCCCAGAAAACCCGAACACCAGUAUUGGAAAUCAGGGCCAGAUUGAGAUGUCCAUCGAUGAAGUGUGUCGAGACACAGUGUUACAUUGCUGCAAGACAUUUCUGGAGCAUGGCGGAUUAAAUCUGCUAAUAAGCAUGACGGUUAUUAAUAACAUGCUUGCCAAGCCGGUUUUAGACCUGAAGUUUCCUUUGAUAUCCGAGGGCAGUGGAUGUGCAAAGGUUCAGGGUUUGGAAGCACUGCUGGGUUUGUCUGAGAAGCCAGUGUUGGCUGGGGAAGUGCUGGCUGCCCAAAUGCUGUUCUCCUUCGUGCUCCCGUUUAUGAGAGGUGGGAACAGAGAGAUGCUCCUGGAGGCCUUCAGAGAGAUGCUCGUGGAAGCCCUCUCCACAUAAGCGGCUGUCUCCAGCAGAAGGAGACUGAAUCCACCCAGGGCCCCAGCAGUUUACUGAGGGCAGAGAAGCUGCAGUGGGUGUA
Arvicola amphibius (Eurasian water vole) is the source of this 1362-nucleotide messenger RNA. RefSeq names its product protein ARMCX6-like. Lineage: Eukaryota; Metazoa; Chordata; Mammalia; Rodentia; Cricetidae. The record is from RefSeq and is a predicted model, not a curated record. Gene Ontology annotation, cellular component: mitochondrion. The transcript has 4 exons. Bases 351 to 1280 code for a protein of 309 amino acids.